CAGAUUGACGUGCCAGAAGAUGGCGACAAAACUUCACAAGAGAGCCCAUUGGACACGCUGCGGAAUGAUGAGCUCCAAGAGCAAGGCCCCAUUGGAUCGCUAUCCAGGUCUCUCAUAGAGACUCUGGGUCUCAUUCUUAUUGAGGUCAGGACACACUCCGAUAGGGCUCUACACUAUGGUUCCCUGGAGUCAAGCUGUGCAGCAUUAUUUUUCUGGGAUACUGACCUGGGAUUAUCACGAGGCGAACUCGAUGACAUGCUACAAGACUCUCCUCAGCUGCGCGAUACUUGUCUUACUGUUCUUGUGUCAAUCUCCCAAUUUGUCAGCACAUCGUUGAUACAUCUCAUCAGUAGCGAGCAGCGCCGAAAAGAAGUGUUACAGUCAACAAGUAUUUUGACAUGCCUGGAUCAAACCGCUAGUAUGAUUGAACAGCAAUAUCAUUCAACUGAUAAGCCCGAGCAAGAUGCCGAAACAUUGUGUCAGACUCUCCGUACAAGAAUCGAUACUCUUAUCAUGCUAGCACCCAGCCUGGAAUCACCAGCAGAGGAAAACUUUGAUGACGAAGAGCCACGUGCUAUUCAAUACAUCGAGAGACACUUACCAGAGCAGGCCUACAUCAACAGCGUUUCGGAAAAGUUCCCUCUCGCAGCAUCAGCAAUCGUGGCUCAAUUAGGAAGAUUGAACUGGGAUCGAUACAACCACAUGCUUCGUCUACAACGGGAAACGAUGCAGCAGGAGCUCCAAAUGGCCACCGUGGAAAAAGCAAGGACAAUAUUCAACGACUCUGGUCUCGGAGUGUCUUUACCAGCACAGUCAAAAGCUGUUUCCAGCUCCGAAUCUAUCUAUGCACCAUCAAUUGUUUCUACCAGGGCUGAAGCGAGUCACAAACGUGUGCCUCCAAUUCCUCCACAAGCACGGUCUGGAGAGCCUUUCACCUGCGAAAUCUGCAAUAAACAAGUCAAGUUUCAGCGGACCAAAGCCUGGAAGAAACAUGUCUUUAGGGACAUACUGGCAUAUGCUUGCUUCUUCGCCGAGUGCUGCAAUACUCGCAUGUUCUUCGAGGACAGCGAUGCACUAAUGACCCACCUACAAGACCAGCAUGGGAUGGAUGUUCGACUCUCAGAUGUGGAGUGUCCUCUCUGCAUGGAGUUUACUUCCGGGGACCGUGAUGUCCUAGCACUCCACAUUGCCCGCCAUAUGGAAGAAAUCGCUCUUACUAUACUACCUUCUGGUGUUGAAUCCGACGAAGAAUCAGCAGGUGAUUCUGCAAGC
Molecule: messenger RNA, 1272 nt
Organism: Bipolaris victoriae FI3
Lineage: Eukaryota; Fungi; Ascomycota; Dothideomycetes; Pleosporales; Pleosporaceae
Exons: 3
Source: RefSeq, a predicted model, not a curated record